AUGCCUGCACCCGCAAGACAGGAAGAGCUUGAAAAACGAAAUGCACCUACAAGGAGACAACCCAGCGCACCUGGAGAAUCCUCGAGCCAGGGUGUAGAUAGAAGACAUGUAGGUCCCCAAUUUGAUAUCGAUAUGGAAGAAGGUGAAAUGAGGGAAGAGGGUCAUAGAAGUCAGGCGGGAUAUUUAAGCCAGGAAAGACAUUCAAGCCAGGCAGGACAAUCAAGCCAGGCAAAACAUUCGAGCCAGGCAAGACAUUCAAGCCAGAUCGGACGUCCAAGCCAGAAAAGACAUUUAAGCCAGACAGAUUUUGCACAACAAACAGAAAAUGCAAGACAAUUAGAGCAUGCCAAGGAGGACGAACGCAGAAGACCAACACAAGAUGCAAACCAGCGAGUGAAUAGCGAGAAUGAUAGAACCAAGGAACAGCGUGAGCGGGAACACAUCACGGAGAUGUCAGCGACAAUGAAAGCGAAAGCGAAAGAAUUCAGAGCCAACAUGAGCGAGACUACACCGCGGAGGUAUGACGAGGAUGAGGACGAGGAUGAUAGAAUCCGGAGCCAGCUUGAGGGGGAACAAAAAGCGGAAGAAGCACGGGAAGAAGCACGACAAAUACUGGCACGUCUAAGGGAAAGACUGGAGUCCAGAUAG
Molecule: messenger RNA, 648 nt
Organism: Botrytis deweyae
Lineage: Eukaryota; Fungi; Ascomycota; Leotiomycetes; Helotiales; Sclerotiniaceae
Exons: 1
Coding region: 1-648 (215 amino acids)
Source: RefSeq, a predicted model, not a curated record